CUCUUCUAUCGAUUAAAAAAAGAAAAAAACUAUACAAACAAUUUAUAUCAAUAUUGUCGGCUGGGACAAGCCUACAAAACAACCAAAAUGGAUGAGAUUAGACAGUAGCGUUACUGGACUGGACCUCAACCUGUAACACAAAGCCGCCCAAAUUAAAAAUAUCCCAACCUCUCUCUCUCUCUCUCUACAAUUUGCGGCCAUGGCGGUUGCGGCACCAUCUCACCUGACCAGAGACCAGUACCUCUACCUAGCCAAGCUCGCCGAGCAAGCAGAGCGCUACGAGGAGAUGGUCAAGUACAUGGAGCACCUCGUCGUCGCUGCCACCGCCUCCUCCGCCGAGCUCACCGUCGAGGAGCGCAACCUCCUCUCCGUCGCCUACAAGAACGUGAUCGGCUCCCUCCGCGCCGCAUGGCGGAUCGUGUCGUCGAUCGAGCAGAAGGAGGAAGGCAGGAAGAACGAGGAGCACGCGGCGCUGGUCAAGGGGUACAGGGCCAAGGUCGAGUCGGAGCUCUCCGCCGUGUGCGGCGGGAUCCUGGGGAUUCUGGAUUCUCACCUGAUUCCGUCGGCCGCCGCGAGCGAGUCCAAGGUGUUUUACUUGAAGAUGAAGGGGGAUUACUUUAGGUACCUGGCGGAGUUCAAGGUUGGGAGUGAGAGGAAACAGGCCGCGGAGGAUACUAUGCUAUCCUACAAGGCUGCUCAGGACAUUGCACUUGCUGAUCUUGCUCCAACGCACCCUAUAAGGUUGGGUCUGGCGCUCAACUUCUCAGUGUUCUACUAUGAGAUUCUAAAUGCAUCAGAGAAAGCUUGUAGCAUGGCUAAACAGGCUUUUGAGGAAGCCAUUGCUGAGCUCGACACUUUGGGUGAGGAGUCUUACAAGGACAGCACUCUUAUCAUGCAGCUACUCAGGGACAAUCUCACUCUUUGGACUUCUGAUAUGCAGGAGCAAAUAGACGAGGCUUGAGAAUAUGGGCUGGUCUACUCCUCAAGGGAGGUGGGCUUCACUGCCUUAAUUUGGGUGUAAUUUGCAUAUAUAACUGCACAUGUUUUCAUUUUUCAUAGCAUGUACUGUGAUGCUUUGCUUAUUGUAAUUUAUGGUUUUCGAAUCCGAUGCUUUCAGUUUUAUGUAUUUCGUUAGCGUUGUAAAGUAAAUUAAGAAGUUGAAAAGGUGAAUCCCUGCGGUCUGAGCAGGAUUAAUUUCUCAGCACCAAAGUUUGAAAUGAAAUUCCGCAAGGCAUGUAAAGUAAAUUGUGAUUGCUUAUUCUCGAUUCAAAUACAGUUUUUCUUUCUUUCA
Molecule: messenger RNA, 1291 nt
Organism: Rhododendron vialii
Lineage: Eukaryota; Viridiplantae; Streptophyta; Magnoliopsida; Ericales; Ericaceae
Product: 14-3-3-like protein D
Exons: 4
Coding region: 200-961 (253 amino acids)
Biological process (GO): signal transduction
Cellular component (GO): cytoplasm
Source: RefSeq, a predicted model, not a curated record